Dendrobium catenatum is the source of this 2378-nucleotide messenger RNA. RefSeq names its product endo-1,4-beta-xylanase 1. The transcript has 5 exons. The record is from RefSeq and is a predicted model, not a curated record. Gene Ontology annotation, molecular function: hydrolase activity, hydrolyzing O-glycosyl compounds. Gene Ontology annotation, biological process: carbohydrate metabolic process. Bases 1 to 2238 code for a protein of 745 amino acids. Lineage: Eukaryota; Viridiplantae; Streptophyta; Magnoliopsida; Asparagales; Orchidaceae.
AUGGAAGCUUGCGCUCAGCUGAAGAAGAGUUCAAGCAAUCCUAUACCACAAGAGAUAAGCACAGGAAAUUCUAUUGAAGCUGGAGAUGAAAAUAUCAUUCUGAAUCCUCGCUUUGAAGAUGGCCUUAACAAUUGGUCAGGAAGAGGUUGCAAGAUUCUUUUGUGUGAGUCCUUGGGAAAUGGAAAGGUUCUUCCAUUAUCAGGAAAAUCCUUUGCUUCAACGACUGGACGCACACAGAAUUGGAAUGGAAUUCAACAAGAUAUCACAGGCAGGUUUCAGAGAAAACUCGCAUAUGAGAUCAGUGCAGUGGUCAGGAUAUUUGGCUCGCCGGCCGCCGCCGCCGUUGUUCAGGCAACUUUGUGGGUUCAAAAACCGAAUGGCAAAGAACAAUACAUUGUCAUUACUCGAGUGCAAGCUACAGACAAGGAAUGGGUGCAGUUGCAGGGAAAGUUCUUAGUAAAUAGUGUAGCAGCAAAGGUUGUUAUCUAUCUAGAAGGUCCACCUCCCGGGGUUGAUAUUCUUUUGAAUACUAUGGUUGUUAAACAUGCACAGAAGAUCCCUCCAUCUCUUCCUCCUGAUACAGAGAAUGUGCUAUAUGGAGUAAGCAUAAUCACAAACAACAACCUCAUAGAUGGCCUAAAUGGUUGGUCUCCUCUUGGUUCUUGCACUCUAAACGUUGGACAAGGCGCACCUCGAAUUCUUCCUCCAAUGGCUAUAGAUUCUUUAGCAAGCCAUGAACCUUUAAAUGGUCGAUACAUUCUCACUACAAAUCGAUCACAGACAUGGAUGGGACCAUCUCAGGAUAUCACAUACAAACUCAACUUGUUUGUGACAUACCAAGUAUCUGCUUGGGCUCGAGUGAGCUCAGUUAGGAAUGGCCCUCAGAACAUCAAUGUUGCUCUCGGCCUGGACAAUCAGUAUGUGAAUGGAGGUCAAGUUGAAGCGGUAGAUGAUAGAUGGUAUGAAAUUGGAGGAUCUUUUAGAAUUGAGAAACAACCUUCAAAAGUUCUAUUGUAUGUUCAAGGUCCUUUGGCUGGUGUUGAUCUCAUGGUUUCAGGACUACAAAUAUUCCCAGUUGAUAGAAAAGCAAGAUUCAAAUAUCUUAAGAAGAGGACUGAUGAGGUAAGGAAAAGAGAUGUAAUCCUGAAAAUUUCAGGAUGCUAUUGUGAUGAUUUCUUUGGAACUUCUAUAAAGGUCACUCAAAUUAAGAAUAACUUCCCUAUUGGAUCUUGCAUCAAUAGAACAGAUAUUGAUAAUGAAAAUUUCGUUGAAUUCUUCAAAAAUAAUUUCAACUGGGGAGUUUUUGGCAAUGAACUUAAAUGGUAUUAUACAGAGCCACAACAAGGCAACUUUAAUUAUGCUGAUGCUGAUGAUCUCUUAGAUUUUUGCAACAAAAAUGGUGUGCAAGUCAGAGGCCAUUGUAUAUUCUGGGAAGUUGAAUCUACAGUUCAACCAUGGGUGCAGUCCCUUAGUAAGAACAAUUUAAUGAUUGCUGUUCAGAAUCGCCUCACUGGUCUCUUAACAAGAUAUAAAGGAAAAUUCAAACACUAUGAUGUGAAUAAUGAGAUGCUUCAUGGCUCUUUCUAUCAAGACAGACUAGGAAAAGAUAUAAGAGCAAACAUGUUCAAGACUGCAAGUCAGUUGGAUCCUUCUCCCAUACUUUUUGUAAAUGAUUAUCAUGUUGAGGAUGGUACAGAUACUCGAGCGUCUCCAGAGAAGUAUAUAAAGCAAAUUAUAGAUUUACAAGAUCAAGGGGCAAAUGUGGGAGGAAUUGGAGUUCAAGGCCACAUUGAUUCUCCCAUCGGACCUAUCAUUUCUUCAGCAUUGGACAAGCUAGGCGUAUUAGGCCUUCCUAUAUGGUUCACAGAGAUUGAUGUAUCGUCGAUAAAUGAGUACAUUCGAGCAGAUGAUUUGGAGGCGAUGUUGCGAGAAAUUUAUGCUCAUCCUGCUGUCGAUGGCAUCAUGUUGUGGGGAUUUUGGGAGUUGUUAAUGAGCAGAGAGAAUGCUUAUUUAGUAAAUGCUGAAGGUGACGUUAAUGAAGCUGGAAAGAGGCUUUUAGCUCUUAAGCAAGAGUGGCUUUCAAAUGCUUCUGGGAAUGUUAAUGAGGAUGGGGAGUUCUUAUUCCGAGGUUUUUAUGGUAGUUAUACUGUUGAGAUUAUUGCAUUUGAGAAGAAGAUAACUCAUACAUUCUCACUUGAGAAGGGUGAUUUUCCUUUAGUCGUGGAAAUAAACAUUUAGAAGCUCGAAUAAGUGGUUUCCAUUGGGCUACAUAUGUAAAGCAAUGGAUUAUGUUGUUAUUAAAUGUUGUAAAAGUCAUGAAGUAUAGAGAUUUGAGACAAAAUAUAAUAAGUUGUAGUGCACUCAAUACAAGGUGUGGU